GGAGAUCCUCACUUGAGCCUGUCAGUUUCGCUUGCAAUGGAGGCAUCUUCCUAUGUUCUGCAGUAGCAUUGCCCUUCUAGGUUCUUGGCGUGUGCAAAAGUGCCAUGAUUAUUCUAUCUUCGCAUGCUAUGGAACUAUCUCAUGACCUAGUCCAUUCUUCUGUACUUCUUUAGGAAUUUCAUGAAUGGGAGGCUCCUUGCACUUUGUUUUGCAUGGAAGCAUGGUAUAUUUCACAGUUGCUUGAAUGCAUACUUUGAAGAAGUGGAAGCAUCUUUUGUUGUUGCACAAGAUGCACCGCGCUGCUGCUCAAUUCUGAGCACGGAAGACAUUGCGACACAUCGUGCCUCCGUUGCAGUUUAUUUCCCUCAUUUGUGCCAAUGGCGUCUUUGGUCCGUCAUGAUUCGAAUUCCACGCAGUACUCAUGGUGGUGGGUUAGCCACAUCAGUCCCAAAAAUUCCAAAUGGCUUCAGGAGAAUCUUACAGACAUGGAUGUGAUGGUCAAAGCAAUGAUCAAACUUAUCAAUGAAGACGCUGAUUCUUUUGCAAGAAGAGCAGAAAUGUACUAUAAGAAACGCCCUGAGCUUAUGAAUCUCGUAGAGGAGUUCUACAGAGCAUACCGUGCUUUAGCAGAAAGGUAUGAUCAGGCCACUGGUGCACUGCGGCAGGCCCACCGGACAAUCUCAGAGGCAUUUCCAAAUCAGAUGCCAUCAAUGUCUGAGGACUCUCCAUCCUCUGGCCUGGAUGUGGAACCACGUACACCGGAAAUGCCAAUGCAUGCCCGUGCACCAUUUGAUCUGGAUGAUCUGCUCAAGGAUGCAGCUGGUGUAUCGGCACACCCUUUUACGGUCAACAGGAAUGGUACACAGCCUGAUGACAUGGGUUUUUCGUCUAGCCGCAAAGGUCUUAAGCAGUUCAGUGAUUUGUUUGCAAGCAGUGACGGUAAUCACCGAGUCAAUUUUUCUGAUGGAAAAGUAAGGAAAGGUCUCAAUUUUGAAAGCCCAGAUGCUAAAGGCAAGACAGAUGAGAGUAAUGAUAUCAUGAAUUUGCAACAUGAAGUUUCCAAAUUGUUAACAGAGAGCCAAAGUCUGAAACAACAAAUCUCAUCAGAGUCUCAGCGGGCGAACAAGGCUGAGAGUGAAAUCCAUAGCCUCAAGGACACCAUUUCAUGUUUGAUGUCUGAGAAAGACACAACCUUUAUGCAGUACAAUGAAUCUACCAGAAGAUUGUCAGUUUUAGAAUGCGAGCUCUCCAAGGCACAGAUGGAACUCAAGAAACUCUCAUCAGAGUCUCAGCGGGCGAACAAGGCUGAGAGUGAAAUCCAUAUCCUUAAGGACACCAUUUCAAGUUUGAUGUCUGAGAAAGACACAACCUUUAUGCAAUACAAUGAAUCUACCAGAAGAUUGUCAGAUUUAGAACGCGAGCUCUCCAAGGCACAGAUGGAACUCAAGAAACUCUCAUCAGAGUCUCAGCGGGCGAACAAGGCUGAGAGUGAAAUCCAUAUCCUUAAGGACACCAUUUCAAGUUUGAUGUCUGAGAAAGACACAACCUUUAUGCAAUACAAUGAAUCUACCAGAAGAUUGUCAGAUUUAGAACGCGAGCUCUCCAAGGCACAGAUGGAACUCAAGAAACUCUCAUCAGAGUCUCAGCGAGCAAACAAGGCUGAGAGUGAAAUCCAUAGCCUUAAGGACACCAUUUCAAGUUUGAUGUCUGAGAAAGACACAGCCUUUCUUCGAUACAAUGAAUCUACCAGAAGAUUGUCAGAUUUAGAACGUGAACUCUCCAAGGCACAGAUGGAACUCAAGAAACUCUCAUCUGAAUCUCAGCGGGCAAACAAGGCCGAGAGUGAAAUCCAUAGCCUUAAGGACACCAUUUCGUGUUUAAUUUCUGAGAAAGACACAACCCUUCUGCAAUAUAAUGAAUCCACCAGAAGACUGUCAGUUUUAGAGUGCGAGCUCUCUAAGGCACAUAUGGAGCUCAAGAAACUGUCAGAUCAUAUGGCUAUGGAAGUUGACAAGCUAAAAUGUGCUGAAUCACAGAACAGUGCAAUGCAGUCUGAGCUUGAAACUCUUGAUCAGAAGGUCAGGGUUCAGGAACAAGAACUUGAGCAAAGUAGAAAGGAGAUAGAAAGCUUUCACUUAAAUCUACAAGAUAAAGUGGCCAAGCAGAAACAAGCUGAAGAUGCUCUAUGCUCCUUAGAGAAGCAGUACAGCCAAUCGCAGAAAGAAGUAAAUAGGUUGACUCUUGAUAUGGAGAUGGCAAAUGAUAGAUUGAAUGACUUUAAUCUGAUGAAGCUCAAUCUGGAGAAUACAGUCUGUGAGCUGAAGAAGGAAGUCAUGAGCCUAGAACUGAAGAUACAAAUACUGGUGCAAGAACUUGAACAGAAGAGAGAAGAGGCUGAUGCCAUGCAUGCUCAGUUGCAAGAUGAACGCUCCAAUCACAUGCAAAAGGAAGCAGCUCUUCGUGCAUUGGAGAACUUAGUUUCCCAGUCUCAAGAAGAGGCUAAAAGGAUGGCACAAGACCUUGAGCACUCAAACAAGAAGUUGAAUGACCUGGAAAAUAAUAACCUGAAAUUGCAUGACCUGUCUCAAGGACUCAAGAAGACGGUUUUAGAGCUGAAUUCUAAGAAAGAUUCUGCACUUCUUCAACAGCAGAAGUCCUCGGAGAAGGUAUCUUAUUUGGAAGCACAAAUUUUAGUAGUGCGGUCAGAAAUGGAGAAGAUUGUACAGAAAGCUCAGAUACUAGAUCAGGAACUUGAAUACAAGAACAAAGAGGUCACUGAACUCCAAAGUAGUUUGCAGGAGCAAGUCCAGAAGUGUAUUCUUGCUGAAACAUCUCUCCUCAGAUUGGAGGACCUUCAUACGAAGUCACAGGAAGAAGCUAAGAAACUAGCACAUAAUCUUGAAAGUUUAAGCAAGCAGCUUACUGAGGUUGAAAAUGAUAAGCUGGAUCUGCAGAACAUUUCGCGAGAACUUGAGAAUACUAUCUCAGAGAUGAAUUCUGAGAAUAAUUUGCUGCUACUUCAACAGCAGCAGUCCUUGGAGAGAGUGUCUUACUUAGAGGCUCAACUUUUAGAUGUGCUGUCAGACCUGGAGAAAAACAAGCAGAAAGUCCAAUCGCUGGAAGAAAACCUCACACAUAAGAGUGAGGAGUUGAGUGGCCUUCAAAAUAAUUUAGAAGAUGAAGGCCAUAAACGAAUGCAUGCUGAAUCAGCCCUUAGAAUGGUGGAAAAUAUGCAUGCCAAAUCCCAGGAAGAAGUGGCUAAGCUAGUUAUUGAUCUUGGUAAGUUAGAAAACGAGUUAAGUGAAUUGUGGGGCAGAAAUUCAAGCAUGGAAGAACUAUCAUGUGAGCUUCAGAACACCAUCUCCCUUCUGAAUUCUGAGAAAGAUGCAGCACUUCUUCAACAGCAGCUGUCCUCUGAAAGAGCAUGUGAUCUGAUGUCACAACUCUCAAAGAUGCAGUUGGAGCUGGAGAAGGCUGAGCAGAAGAUGCAGAUGACGGAGCAAGAACUUGCAGAUAAGAGUGGAAUGGUGGAUUCUCUGCAGUUGAGUUUGCAAGAUGAGGGCGAGAAACGUGUGCAAGCUGAGACAGCUCUCAUUUCAUCAGGGAACUUGUACUCUCAAUCACAGGAACAUGUGAAUAGGUUAACCCUGGAGAUUGACAUGUUGAAUGUAAAAUUGAAUGAGAUGGAGAACACGUCUUCUGAGUAUAAGAACACCAUCUUGCUUCUGAAUUCCGAGAAAGACAUGAGUCUUAUUCAGUGCAAGCAGUCCUUGCUAAAAAUAUCUGAGCUGGAGUCUAAACUCUCAGGGAUGCAGGCUGAACUAGAUAAUGCUGAACAGAAAGUGCAAAUGCUGGAUAAAGAACUCAACCAGAAGAGAGAAGUGAUAGACAGUAUGCAGACUAGCCUGCAAGAUGAAGCCCAGAAGCGUAUUAAGGGUGAAGCAGCUCUUCUCACGAUGACUAAUCUGCAUUCUCAGUCUCAGGAAGAAGUUAGAAGGUUGAUUUUGGAGAUUGAGACACUACAUGGCAAAUUGAAUGAGAUAGAGAACAGUAAUGGGGACCUCAUGAACAUGGUAUGCAAGCAUUCUGAGGAGAUACAUAUGCUUAGUGAGCAAAAUAUUUCUUCUGAGUUAACUAUUAGAGGUCUUCAUGAUCAACUGGAGAUGUUUAAGGAAAUGAACAUAGGUCUUCAGAAUGAAGUGGGGAUCCACAUUGGCGAGAUGGAAAUCCUUCAACAAGACUUGUCCCGUCAGAAAGAAGAUAAGGUUAUUCUGGAGAAGCAAAUCUGUUCUUUGGAACAUGAGAUGAAGGCAGUAAGCAUAAGGUUCGCAACCCAACAGCAUUUAGUUGAGGAAUUGCAGAAUAAGAAUAUCGAAUUGAAGGAGGUAUGCAACACACAUGAUGUAAAAAAGACACUCCUCUUAGAGAAACUUCGCAGCAUGGAGGAGCUAUCAGAAGAGCAUUCAAUCUUGAAGAAAUCAUUUUCAAAUUUAAUUGUUGAAAUGGAAGACCUGAAGGAAAGUGUAAAAGAACUAGAAGCUUCCAAAAGCUCUCUGGAAUAUGAUGUUUCGUUGCAUGCUGCCGAGAAGGAUGCUCUAGUGUUAGAACUAGAUGCCCUAGGUAAAACAUACUCUGAUAGUUUGGAUGAAAAAUCCAUUCUGGAAGCCUCAUUGUCUAAUGUGAAUUCUGAGCUUAAAGAAUUGAUAUUAAAGUACAAAGAUUCAGAAGAGUCCUCCUGGUCUUAUCUUGCUGCUAACACUGCUCUUGUUGCUGAAAAGCACAAACUACUCUCCCAGCUGGAAAGCACCACACUGUCUUUGAAAUUCCUGGAGGAUAAGCAUUCUGAUCUGGGAGACAGUCAUGCAUCUUUGUUAUCAGAGAGGGAUCUUUUAUGCAACCAAGUAAAGAAUAUGCAAGAUCAGUUGGAAAUUAAAAAUGAACAACAUGAAGCUCUGCUCAAGUUGCACCAAAUGCAGGUAAAUGAUUACGAAGAGAUGGCUUCUUCUCUGCAAGAGAAAAUUUGUCAUAUGGAUCAGAGACUUGAACAUGAGCAGCAUAAAUGUGCAGAUGCUUCAAUCAGCACAUUGAUCUUGAAGCAUAGUUUGGCUGAUGCAAGAGAUAAAAAUCUUGCUCUCUUCAAUGAAUGCCAGAAGUUCAUAAAGGCCACUAAUUCUGCCGAGGCACUAAUUGCACGGCUUAAUGAGGAAGCCAGACAAGAAGAAGAGGACAAGAAAGCAUUGCUGCAGCGCUAUGAAAAAUUAAGGGAUGGGAUCUCAGAGCAAAUUAACAUUCUCAAUAUCUGUAAGGAUUUAGGACCUCCUGAUGUGGUUCACGAUGAAAUUAUGCUGCAGACUAUGUCUCGUGAAACUUUCAACCAUGUAAAACAUAUAGAGGAAACUGAAGAGAGAAAUGUCUUUAUGGAUGCUGAGCUAUCUGUUCUUGGAACAAUUCUGGCACAAACAGUGAUUGGUUUCAAAGCUCUGCACCUGCAGAACUGUGAACUUGUGGAAGAAAUUGAGACAGGAGCAGCAGAAUUGCUUUUUCUGCAAAAGAAAAAUCACAAGCUUAUUGAAUUGAAUGAGCAGUUGAAGCAAAAAUUGCAGCAAGGUGACAAUAGAGAGGAGAUGUUGAAGAUUGAAAUACUGGGUUUAUGCAAGGAGCUAUCAGGCUUGAGAGAGUCCUACCAGACUUCUCAAAAUGAAAUUUGCAACCUAACUGAGAAAUAUGAGUCCUUGCUGCAGGAGUACAAAUUUUUAGUUGAGAAGUACAAUGCUUUGGAUGAUGAGAAUGCUGCUGUUCUCGCAGAAUGCAUAAAGCUCGACCUCCUGUCUUCAUUCUUUCGUGAUCGGACUGAUGAGGCUGCAUCUGUUUUGGUUUCUCUUAACAAUGAUAUGACUAUAUUGGGUUCACGUAGGAAUGAACUUGAUCGUGAGGUUACCAUGCUCAACAGAAGAUAUAAGGUUCUUGAAAUGAACUUUAAGCACCUCAAGUGCACUCUGGAGAACUUGUUGGAGGCUCUAGGAAGUCGCUUAGUUCUUUCAGAGUUUGAUUCUAGCACAACCAAAAUCAUCUGCCAGGAAUUAGCCAUUGAAGGUAAGAGUGCCAUGACACAGUUGAUGCAGAAGGAUGAUAAACUACGCAAAAUAGAUGAGAAAGUUCAAUUCUUACAAGAGACAAACCAGGAAUUGUGCAGAGUUCUGAGGGAUCUUGAGGCUGCUGUGGGAGAUGCGGAAGGAGUAAAAGGAGACCUUGAGAGGAAAAUCACAACACUAACUGAACAAUGUGCUGUCCAGGACAAUGAGAUUCGUCUUCUUUGUGAAGCAAACACCACAUUACAGGUAGAUGUCGGCAUUCAUAAACAGAAGGAAGAGAGUUUGACAUCUACACUUCAGACAAUGAGAAAAGAGGCUGAACUGCAUGAAAGGGAAAUUAACUUGCUGGUGUGCGAUACAAUAACUUGUUCAGUGAAUGCCAUGAUCUAUGAGGAGCAAGUACUUGAGGUGCUGAUGGAGCGUGAGGCCCUUGAGACAAGAUUUUGUACUAAAAGGGACAUGCUAAUGAAGGAAAUCUCCUCAAGAGAUGCUUAUGUUGAUGACUUGCAAAAAAGGGUCGCCAGCAUGACAGACGAAAACACAGGACUCAAGGCGGAAUUGACCACGUAUCUGCGACUUUUAGCAUCUUUAUCUGAUCAGAUAAGGGUGCUGGAAGAGCUGGAAGAUGGCACACUUUUACUGUCAGAACUUAAUAAAGAAGGCAAAUUGGAAUUUGUGCAAAAGGACAGACAUGGUCUAGAAUCCCAAGACGAUUCAUCAGGAGCUUUGAAGUUGCACAGCUUAAUUGCAAGAGUUGAAGCACUCCAAGUUGUAAUACUGGAUGCCAAAGGCCGCCGAGAUAAGGAGUUUACUGAAUCUGCUUCUCAACUGGAAGCAGCAAAUAUAGAAAUUCAAGAGCUUAAAACAAGAAAAGGCUUGAACACUAAGGAACAAUACACCGAGGAUGAUAGGCAAAAAUAUGAUGCUGAUGACUCCAAAGGUAAACAUGUACAGAUCAUGAAAGACAUUGAACUUGAUCAGGUAUCUACUUGUUCACUAUAUGGAGCUGGUGCGACUAUCUACCCUCUUGGUGGCGAUGCAAAUGUGGAGCUUAAUGAUGAGAUGCUUCAACUGUGGGAGGCUGCUGAGAGGGAUUGCAGGAACCAAACAGCUAAAUCUUCAUCAUCGGAGCAUGACAUACAAGCAGUGGAGGAGGUGAAGAGUGAGUACCCUUCGUUUGAACUCGCAAGGGGAAGAGAUCUAGGAAUUGACAGGCUUGAGAUAUCAGCAGCAUCGCUGGAACCUCAGCAAUUAUGGAGCAAAAAUGUUCUUGAGAAGCUAUCUUCUGAUGCUCAGAGGCUGUCCAUCGUCCAAGCAAGCAUUGAGGAAAUAAAGCAGAAAAUAGUGGGUGCUUCCAAGGGAAAAUCUACCAUAAGUACUGAAUACAAUAGCAUCAGAGCUCAGCUGCAGGAGCUUGAUGGUUUUGUCCUGGAGCAGAUAGAUUUCAACAGUAACUUGACAAAGAAGGCUGAGAAUUACCCUGCAUUUGAGGUGAGUGCUGAACUAGAAGGCUAUUCUAGCAGAAGAAAAAUCUCAGAGCAAGUGCAGAAAGGAUCGGAAAAGGUUGCGAAGUUGGAAUUGGAACUUCAGAAGAUGCAAUAUGUCUUGUUGAAGCUUGAAGAGGAGCAUGAGUACAAAAGGGCUAAAGUCCCUGAGAAACGUUCGCGUGUUCUUUUGAGGGAUUAUAUGUCUGGAAGGAAGGAGAAAAGUGAUGCCGGGCAGAAGAAAAAGAAGAGGAUACCCUUCUGUGGGUGUGUGCGUAUUAAAUCAAGAACUGAGCCUUAACCAUUUUGUUCUAUAGGUAGCAGGAGGAUAAACUCUAAAUCUCAGCCCAAUAGGCUGACAUAUUACUACUGCUUUGGACAGAACGUGAUGUUCUUAGGAUCUCUUCUGAAAUGUGUUUACAUUAUGAUAUUAACAAGAAGCUAGUACACUCGAAUUUCGCCUUAUUUCCUGAAAUGAGGCAGCAAUGUCUAGUUUAAUAUGUUAAUGUUAGUAGUUGUUAUUAAUUGAUGCA
Messenger RNA from Oryza brachyantha (malo sina), 8109 nucleotides. RefSeq names its product protein NETWORKED 1D-like. Gene Ontology annotation, cellular component: plasma membrane. The record is from RefSeq and is a predicted model, not a curated record. The transcript has 6 exons. Lineage: Eukaryota; Viridiplantae; Streptophyta; Magnoliopsida; Poales; Poaceae. Bases 378 to 7877 code for a protein of 2499 amino acids. Gene Ontology annotation, molecular function: actin filament binding.